Messenger RNA from Aaosphaeria arxii CBS 175.79, 1074 nucleotides. Its product is annotated as putative ToxD-like zinc binding oxidoreductase. Bases 1 to 1074 code for a protein of 357 amino acids. Lineage: Eukaryota; Fungi; Ascomycota; Dothideomycetes; Pleosporales. The transcript has a single exon. The record is from RefSeq and is a predicted model, not a curated record. Gene Ontology annotation, molecular function: oxidoreductase activity, acting on NAD(P)H.
AUGAAAGCCCUUGUGACACAGCGCGGAGUGUUCGCACGAUCUGCUAAUUUGUUUACCGGAAAGUCGUUUGGCGAAGACGUCAAAGAGGAGGAUAUCCCUUUAUCUAUACCCUCUAAGACUGAAGUCCUAGUUAAAAUCCAUGCAGUUGCCCUCAAUCCCAUUGAUGCCAAGUUCAUCGAUUUCAUUGCUCCUCCGGGCAAGAUUGCCGGCUGUGAUUUUGCAGGAGUCAUUGAAGAGAUUGGAGAGGCCGCACUCGGUAGAUGGAAGGUCAACGACCGUGUUGCUGGGUUUGUGCAAGGCGGCAUUGAUGAAGGCCGCGGCUCGUUUGCAGAAUACAUCAAGGUGGAAGCGGACCUUAUAUGGAAGAUUCCCGACACUAUCAGCGAUGAGGCAGCCUCCACAUACGGCAUUUCGGCGGCCACAGCUAUGCAGGCACUACACCUCCAUUUGGACGUUCCUUGGCCUGAUGAGAAUGGAAAUCAGCAGAGUCCAGCUGGAACUUCGAUCUUCAUCUAUGCGGGUUCAAGUAGCGUGGGCCUUUUCGCAAUUCAGAUGGCAAAAAUGGCAGGCUACAAAGUCAUAACAACGGCAUCGCCUCAUUCUUUUGAGCUUGUCAAAGCAUAUGGCGCGGAUCAUGUUUUCGACUACCACGAGCCAACAGCAGUUCAAGACAUAGCCACAGCACAUCCAAGCAUUACCCGAGCUCUUGACUGCUUCUCAGAGGGCAAGUCGACUGAGUUUUGUGCGCAAAUUCUGCAGAAUAACGGUGGCAAAGUGGUGACAUUACUCGACACUAAGGCCAGCAUUCCUGGGGUCGAAGUGAAGAUGAUCAUGUCUUUUCAGCUUCUUGGACGGGCAUUUGCCUGGCUAUCCCCCAUUGGUCCGAAGUAUCCUGCUUCAUCCACAGAUCGCGAUGCCCUGGUCAGAUUUUACGCAAGCCUCUUCCAACUUGCAAGAAUAAUCAAGGCGCCUCCUCUAACCUCAAUCGAUGGCGGUUUUGGUGGCAUUUCUGAAGGUCUCGGCAGACUUCGGUCGAAACAAGUAUCAGGCUCGAAGCUGGUGGUCAAGUUCUAA